Salmo salar (Atlantic salmon) is the source of this 2815-nucleotide messenger RNA. Its product is annotated as B-cell CLL/lymphoma 7 protein family member A. The record is from RefSeq and is a predicted model, not a curated record. NCBI's taxonomy places the organism in Eukaryota, Metazoa, Chordata, Actinopteri, Salmoniformes, Salmonidae.
UGUGUCUGAACUGCCGGCGAGCUUUAAAAAUAUUCUAGCCUUCCAACCGCGGCAAUGUCGGGCAGGUCGGUCCGAGCGGAGACCCGGAGCAGGGCGAAAGAUGACAUCAAGCGGGUUAUGGCCGCGAUUGAGAAAGUACGGAAAUGUUCCCAGUUCUCUUGAAAGCACCAUAAAUCCAGAGAAUGCCAGACUUUGAUGACAAAGUUUGAUGACAAAAUUUGCCCAGGAAGGACCGCCGUGCCACCUUCCUGUUCAAGUGAGCACAGCACAACAAGGGAGAAGAAAUGGGUGACCGUAGGAGACACAUCCCUGAGGAUCUUCAAGUGGGUUCCAGUGACUGAGCCCAAAUCAGCAGAUGACAAGAGUAAGAAGAAGAAGAAGGGGAAGGAUGAGAAGUAUGGGUCAGAAUUGACCACACCUGAGAACAGCUCUUCUCCUGGGAUGAUGGACAUGCAUGACGACAACAGUAACCAGAGUUCCAUCGCCGACUCCUCUCCCAUCAAACAGGAAACCAGCUGCAGCACUAGCCCCGCCCCCGAACCCUCUGCCGUAUCCCACGGCGACAGCAGUGAGGCCAAGAGCGACCAGAGCCCUGACAGCAAGAGGACGAAGAGCAACCUGUCCACGGAGGGCUCAGAGAGAGGACAGGGGGACAAGAGAGACAGCAGACAGACGUCCUCAGGAGACAAGGACACCUCAGACAGCCGCGAAGCCACUCAGGAACAGGAGGAAGAGGCUCCUCCCAGUAAGAAGAGCAAGCAGGAGUCUCCAUCUCAGGACUACGAGGAGAAAUAGAUGCGCUGCAUCCUUUCUUCUCUAUCUUCUUCCUCACCUCCCUUCCCUCCCUUUCUUCCUCCCCCCGUAGCCCCUAACACUCUGCCGAGCAGAGGGAGAAAGGACUUUAUCUCCCUCCACUAAGCCUUCUUCCUUCCCUCCUCCUCUUCUUCCUCACUCACUCCCUCACUAAUGCCACGAGUAGUUCUAUGAACCAGCCUGUUAUCCCCUCCAUGGCCAGGGGUUGCGCUGUGAGCCCAGCUCUUCCCAGAAGAGAAACACUGACCUGCACCUGUGACACAAACACACUGACAAUAUGGGACUUCACAUUCUACGCUGGCACCACACGCUAACAGAGUAGGAUGAAGUUUCCCCUAGACAGUGAUCUAAGGUUAGUUUCUAUGUUUUCCCCCCUGACGGUUAAAAUUAGGAUACAAGGGAAGGUAAACUGAUCCUAGAUCUGUAGCUCUCAUCUUUUAACCCAGGAGCCACGUCAAACCUCCCCCCUAACUCACCUUUGGUUGUUCCGGUGUUUGUUUAGGACACUUUCCAGGUUGUUUAGUUUAGUUUUGGGGUUGUUGUUUAGCCCAGGAGGGUCAAUGCACUGUUAAGGUAUAAUGUCACAAAAACGGCACACUAUGGUUUUACUGCUGCUGUGCUGGGUGUGGAUUUCUGUCAGUUUAUUGUUAUUUUAGUUUUAUUUAACUUGCUUUGUUUUCUAGAGGAAGAACAACAGUGGUUCAGGUCACGUUUCUUUUUUUUUUGCGAAGACAGGCUUGUAGCAUACGUAGGUUUUAUCUAAGGGUGUGCUUUGAUUAUUAUGAUAUAACGUACUCGGUAGGUCAAACUGUUUUUAACUACUUUUUUUUAUUGUACCAUGUUUUUAUUUGCCUUAUGGUUUUAACAUUGAGCUGACGCUAAUGAUUUUAUUCAGCAUUUACAUUCAACGAUAAACAGUUUGUUUCACAUUGGUUACUGUUAGAAAGACAACAUGUACUGUACAAAACUGCAUUCUGCAAAUAUCUGAAAGAAGAAUUGACUUUGAGGGAGUCAGUAGCUUUCCACGAGCCUGGGUGUCAAUCAAGUUUCUCCUCCCAGCUUCUUUCCUGUCAAAAGGCAUGACGACUACGAAAGAGUUGAGGAGUUAGACAGAAAUAUGUUGGUGUCCAGGCUAAAUUCCCACUUGGUCAACAACAAUGAUAGUUUUUAUAUGAGUCUUCAUUGCCAUCGCGGUAAUUUAAAUGUACUACUACGUGUAUCAUCUUUCAUAACCUCCCCUCAGUGUCUAGUCAGUCUUGUAGUUCAAACUGUGGCUCAGAUUCUCAUUCAAGGUGCUCAGAUCCUCAUUCAAGGUGCUCUCUGUGGGUCGCAACCUAACUUCCGGAUAGAGGAAGGAACGCAUAUUCGCACAAAUCUGUCAACUCCACACCAAAAAAAAUCAACCUCAAACCUAUUUAUGUAUGUUUUGGUUCGGGUGACUUCAUCAAUCAAUAAUAAUUAAUUUCCUCGGAAAUCAAUGAGUUCAGAUGGCAGAUGAUGUAGACAUGGGUAUCUCAGAGCAUGAGCCUGUCUGACCCACUGUUUAUCAGUGGAUACACACAUCCAAACAUCAGUUCAAUAGAGAGAAAUGAAAUGAAAUGGCAUUUUAGUGGAGACAGAGGACGGCUUAGCAUAUACCUCAUUUACAGUCCAGCAGAGCUGGUACUAGUGAUGCUAUGUAAUUGACAUGAACAGUUAGAAGAGCAGUAUGUACAACAUUCAGUUUCUUUAGAUAUCUGUCUUUUACAUAUCUUUUAUUAUGUUUUAGUUUUCACCUGAUUCUGAUUGAGCCGAUUAAUGCUUCUAGUUUAACUCAUAUGAACUGUGUAUAUAAAGAGCUGAGAAAACAUGUCAGAUGCUUGUUUUCUUGGGACCAUAUUGUUUCAGUUUAGAAUGAUCUUGUACACGUUGAUGGUUUGGUUUGACUUAUUUAUUCCAUCGCUAGUGCUCAGAUUUUAUCAUGUCCAAUGGUUUUGUUUUAUUAAUAAAAAGCCCAAAAAUG